Molecule: messenger RNA, 1092 nt
Organism: Venustampulla echinocandica
Lineage: Eukaryota; Fungi; Ascomycota; Leotiomycetes; Helotiales; Pleuroascaceae
Product: Autophagy-related protein 3
Exons: 3
Coding region: 1-1092 (363 amino acids)
Biological process (GO): autophagy of mitochondrion; autophagosome assembly; nucleophagy
Cellular component (GO): cytosol; cytoplasmic ubiquitin ligase complex
Molecular function (GO): Atg8-family ligase activity
Source: RefSeq, a predicted model, not a curated record
AUGAACUUCCUUCACAGCACCCUCGAUAAGGUGCGGGAGUGGGCGCCUGUGUCGCACACUUCGACCUUCCGUCAAAACGGCCAAAUCACCCCGGAAGAGUUCGUCGCUGCUGGAGAUUACCUCGUUUACAAGUUUCCGACCUGGUCUUGGGCCGACGCAUCUCCCAUCAGCAAGCGCGCCAACUAUCUGCCUCCAGGCAAGCAGUUCCUAGUGACUCGAGGUGUACCAUGUCAUCGACGACUCGACGAGAACUUUGCCGGGGAUGCUGGGCAUGAUGAGGCUAUGGUAGGUGAUGGAGAGGACUUCAAAAGUGCGGGUGGCCAUGCGCCUGGUGAUGAUGAGGAUGGGUGGCUAAGGACCGGAGGCCUAGCCGCAAGCCAAGAGGCACGCGUAAGAGAUGUGAGAACAGUCGACGAGAGUGGAAAUAUGGGAGAGAGGGAAGACGAUGACGACGAAAUCCCUGACAUGGAGGACGAGGAAGAUGAUGAAGAGGCUAUCAUUCGUGAUCCAAAAAGUGACGGCGCUGAUUCAUCUCGUCGCACCUAUACACUCUAUAUUGCGUACACACCGUACUACCGAACUCCUCGACUAUACCUCUCGGGCUAUCUCGCAAACUCGCAGCCCCUUGCCCCUCAACUUAUGAUGGAAGACAUCGUCGGCGAUUAUAAAGACAAGACAGUUACAUUAGAAGACUUCCCCUACUUCAGCAACAACAUAAAGAUGGCCUCUGUACACCCUUGCAAGCAUGCUAGUGUCAUGAAGACACUCCUUGAUCGCGCGGACGCAGCACUGAAAAUCCGACGAGAGAAGCUUAAGUCAGGAAAGGCGGUUCCAGGUGCCAAGGACGUGGGGAUGGAGGGUUUAGUUGACGAUUUCAGCAAGACCGGCUUAGGAGGCGAUGACAAGAAGGCGGUUAUGGAGGGGAUGAAAGCGGGUGGGAAUGGAAAUGAUGAGUGGGAAGUGCUGCAACAUGAUACGGACGCCAAUGAUGAGGAGGUUGCUAUCCGUGUUGACCAAUAUCUGGUUGUGUUCCUCAAGUUUAUGGCAAGUGUCACGCCGGGUAUUGAGCACGACUUCACCAUGGGUGUCUAG